This is a messenger RNA of Electrophorus electricus (electric eel), 6260 nucleotides long. RefSeq names its product eukaryotic translation initiation factor 4 gamma, 1b (gene eif4g1b). NCBI's taxonomy places the organism in Eukaryota, Metazoa, Chordata, Actinopteri, Gymnotiformes, Gymnotidae. Gene Ontology annotation, cellular component: eukaryotic translation initiation factor 4F complex. The record is from RefSeq and is a predicted model, not a curated record. Gene Ontology annotation, molecular function: translation initiation factor activity; mRNA binding; protein binding.
CUGACAGGGAAUUCCUAUUGUCAUUAUGACGGAAAUUGUCUUGCAAGCUUCCGGAGGGAUUCUGUCCGGUCCUACGGACUCAAGGAGAAAGGGAAAUAUUGUAUGCGUACCAGUGCUUAUCCUCACUCUAAUCGGACAUCGUAUAAUCUCAUGUUGGAUCUUGAGGAUAAGUGCUCGAAUCUGUAAAACGAAGUUGCACAGAAAGGGCAGCCAUCUCUGGAAAGACCCCCUUGUUCCCGGUGUCACUGAUCCACGACAAAACUUCGCUUCUUUCUUGCUGACCGACUGACAGCCAGCGUAGGAUAACACACAGUCCUUCCACAGUGUCCAACACGUUUAAUAACACUUUCCUCAGUAGAUGGGUGGGGCUCAAUGCAGACCCAGAUGAAAUGAAUAAAGCAACACAGUCUCUGACAGGAGCCCCUUCCACUUCCCCCCACCCCCCUGCGCCCCUCCCGGCACCCUCCCCAGGCCUGUCCCAGCCAAACUUUCCAGCCUCUCAACCAGUGGUUUUUGCCACUCCCCCUCCCCAAAUGAACCCCGCAGCCCAGCCCCGACAGUUUGCACCAGGGCCUAGAGCUUUACACCAACAGGGAGGCUUCAGGUCACUGCAGCCGUACUAUGCUAGUCGGGCCACUUUACCCGCAAACUCUGCUCGUGUUCAGCCUAGCUCCGCGCCCCGGACCAUUCCUCCUCCUCAUGGAACACACCCUCCUCACGUUUUCCAGCCUGGGUCCCAGAUGAUGAUGAUCCCACAGCAGCCAAUCAGCUUUCCAAACUCACAGGCCCCUGCCUACUACAUACAUGGACAGUACCGCCCUUCCUACGUGACACCCCAGCAGUACCAGGUGGCUGGUUCUCCAGGGUUCUACCCUGGAUCCAGCCCAGCUGAGUAUGACUUCAUCACAGAACAGCAUUACAAAAAUCUGGUCCAGACUGAUAAAGAGCAAGCCAAAGCUGGAGCAUACUACUCCACCCAACCCCAGUUCACACCACCUGUACCCACUGCACCUGUCAUCAUGAACCCGGCCCCCCAGCAACAGCAGGCUCCACCUUCACAGCAGCAAGUGGCCCCGACCAAACGGGAACGUAAACAGAUAAGGAUUCGAGACCCUAAUCAGGGCGGGCGAGACAUUACAGAGGAGAUCAUGUCCGGGGGACGCAGUGCCCCUACGCCUCCACAGGUGCCACUGUCUUCAUCAGAGAUCGGAGUCACUGGCCAGUCUAAUGGCGAGAAUGCCACGCCACCUGCCAUAGCAACCAGAAUGGAAGACAGGGUGAAGCCAGUAGUGUCUCUAGAGUUUCCCAUUCCCCCAGGAGAAAGCCCUAUACCAGACACUCCGCCCACACCUCCCCCCACCAGUCCAAUCAGUGACGCAGUUGACAUCCCACCCCCCAUCACUGUGACUGACCACAUGAUCCCUAGCACCAUGGAGAUGGUUGCUCCCCCUGCACAGCCUAAAGACAUGAUAAAACGGGACAUGAAGUUGUUGCCAGUCACAAUCCCCCAAAGCACUAACGGUUCUGUGUCUUCUAAAGAGAUAGGGGAAGGGCCUGUAACAGUGAGCCUCCCAGUCUCCACCCCAAAGGCGGAGGCUGCGACGGAGUCUCCCAUUGCACAGCCAGAGGAGCUGCAGCUGCUGAACGGUGUAACUGCGCCUGAACUGCGAGAGUGUGUGGUCCCUGAGCCCACCACCGACAGGGACAUCAGCCCCAUUGCUGAGCCUGAUGUUACCAAGGAAGCACCCCCUGUUGUUGAGAAAAACUCUGCUAGGACUAUCAAAGCCAUUACACCACUUGGCAAAGAAACUCCUAUUCAAGUUUUCAAGGAGAUUCCGGUACCAGUUGUCAAAGAGUCUUAUGUUCCAGGUGUAAAAGAUAUUCCCACUUUAGUAGUUAAGGAGACAAGUGUUCCACUUGUCAAGGAGAGUCCCAGUGCGUUAGCUAAGGAGAUUGCCAGUCCUUUUCUAAAGGAAACUCCAUCUGUAGUUGCCAAGGAAAUCUCUGCAUCAGUUGUAAAGGAGACCUCUACACCAGUUGCUAAGGAGACCCCAGCACCUGUUGUCAAGGAAACUCCUGAUCUCAAAGAAACUCCUGUUGUAAAGGAGAUGCCUCCUCCGGUUGCUAAGCAAACCAGUGAACCUGUUGUUAAAGCAACUCCUGCCCCUGUUGUCAAGGAGCUUUGUCCUGUUGCUAAGGAGUCCCCAGAACCAGUUGUCAAUGAAAACCCUGCCCCCUCAGAGGCUUUGUCUGAGGCUUCUAAAACCAUGCUUCCUCCCUCAGAAGAACGAGAGGAUACACCACCUCCACAGACAACUGCCCCAGAGAGUACUAUGCAAGCUGUUUCUGUGCCAAAGAAGAAAAGGAAGAUGAAGGAUCUGAACAAGAAGGAGGCUGGCGAUGUCCUCGAUGCCUUUAAAGAGCCAUCGCUCCCACAGACAGAGGCCACACCCUCAGCAAAGGUGGAUCGAGGGGAAAAUGUCCUUGUGGCUCAGACUCCUGUAGAGGAAGUAGAAGAGACAUGGGAGGAGAAAGAAGACAAACUUGAUGCUGAAAACAUCCAACCACAGAGCCCCACCCAAGCCACACCCACAGAGCAGAAAUACCAAUACAAAGAGGACCAAUGGAAGCCUCUGAACCCAGAAGAGAAGAAGAAAUAUGACCGAGAGUUUCUGUUGGGGUUCCAGUUCAUCAGUGCCAGCAUGCACAAACCAGAGGGGCUGCCACAUAUUAGCGAUGUGGUCCUGGAUAAGGCCAAUAAGACCCCACUGCGGCCGCUGGACCCAAGCAGACUGCCAGGGAUGAACUGUGGGCCAGACUUCACACCCUCCUUCGCCAACCUGGGCAGGCAGCCCGUGGGAGGCCGUGGUCCGCCGGCAGGUAUGGGUGGGCCAAGGCGCUCUGGCCAGGGUCCCCGCAAGGAACCUCGUAAGAUCAUUGCCAGCGUGUCCUUGAGUGAUGACGUGCAGCUGAAUCGUGCCGAGAAGGCGUGGCGUCCAUCAGGUAAGCGGGGCUCCCGCUCUGACGAGGAUGACCCCGAGGGGCUGAAGACCCAGGAGCUCCUGCGCAGGGUGCGCAGUGUCCUCAACAAGCUCACGCCGCAGAUGUUCCAGCCGCUCAUGAAGCAGGUGACUGAGCUGACCAUCGACACGGAAGAGCGGCUGAAAGGAGUGAUCGACCUCAUCUUCGAGAAGGCCAUCUCCGAGCCCAACUUCUCCGUUGCCUAUGCCAACAUGUGCCGUUGCCUAAUGGCGCUGAAAGUGCGUACCUGUGAUAAACCAGGAGGGACAGUGAAUUUCAGGAAGUUGCUGUUGAAUCGGUGUCAGAAGGAAUUUGAAAAGGACAAGGAUGAUGAUGAGACUUUUGAGAAGAAGCAAAGAGAGCUGGAUGCUUCCACUGUCGAAGAGGAGAGGCAGAGGCUGAAAGAGGAGCUGGAGGAGGGCAAGGACAAGGCACGUCGCCGUUCCCUCGGCAACAUUAAAUUCAUCGGCGAGCUGUUCAAGCUGAAGAUGUUAACAGAGCCCAUCAUGCAUGACUGCAUCGUGAAGCUGCUGAAGAACCACGAUGAGGAGAGCCUAGAGUGUCUGUGCCGCCUCCUCUCCACCAUCGGCAAGGACCUGGACUUUGAGAAGGCCAAGCCACGAAUGGAUCAGUAUUUUAACCAGAUGGAGAAGAUAAUUAAGGAGAGAAAGACUUCGUCCAGAAUCCGUUUCAUGCUGCAGGAUGUCCUCGACCUGCGACGGAAUAUCUGGGUUCCUAGACGUGGUGAUCAGGGUCCUAAAACAAUUGAUCAGAUCCAUAAGGAUGCUGAGAUGGAAGAACACAGAGAGCAUAUUAAAGUCCAGCAGCAGCUCCUCUCUAAGAAGGAGACACGCGGAGGUGGAGGAGGUGUGGGUUUGGGGCCCCGCACCGGCCCCCACACACCGGGCUCCCGCAGCAACCAGGCCCCUGAUGAGGGUUGGAACACAGUCCCCAUUUCCACCAAGACUCGACCCAUCGACACCACUCGCCUGAGCAAGAUCACCAAGCCAGGAGCAUUAGACUUCAGCAACCAGCUUCUUGCCCCAGGGGGUAAAGGAACAUGGGGCAGCUGGGGUAAAGGAAGCAGUGGUGGUUCUGGAGCCAAGCCCACUGACACUGACUCUGGCCGCACGAGCACCUUGAAUCGUUUCUCUGCCCUUCAGCAGCCAUCAUCGUCCUCAUCCUCCAACGUAGAUGCAGACAGGAGAGUUCCUCAACGGAGCAGCUCUAGCCGAGAGCGUGGUUUUGAGCGUGCGGACCGCGGCGGCAGUGAGCGUUCGGAUCGUCGCGACGAACGCGCAGCUGACCGCAUUCGCGCCACCGUGGGUAAGCGAAGCUUCAGCCGUGAGGCAGAAGAAAGGGGCUCCGCCGAAACAGUGCGCCGUGUGGCUAGCAUGACGGACGAGCGCGAGCGUCCCAUCCGCGACCGAGCGCCCAGCAAGGAGAACGUGAGGAGAGAGUCUGCCACCAUGCCCCCACCAGCCCCAUCAAAACCUGCUUUGACUGCAGAGGAGCUUGAGAAGAAAUCCACUGCCAUUAUUGAGGAGUACCUUCACAUUAAUGACCUGAAGGAGGCACUGCAGUGUGUGAGCGAGCUGAACUGUGCCACCCUGUUGAGCGUACUGGUGCGCACGGGCAUCGAGUCCACGCUGGAGCGCAGCAGCAUCGCCAGGCAGCACAUGGGCCUACUCCUAAGGCAGCUGGUUAAAGUGGGGACGCUGUCCACACCGCAGUUCUACAAAGGGUUGUUGGAGGUUCUGGAGGUGGCUGAGGACAUGGCCAUUGAUAUUCCUCACAUCUGGGUGUACCUGGCCGAGCUCAUCACACCCAUGCUGCAUGAGGGGGGGAUUCCCAUGGGACCACUCUUUAGGGAAAUGUCUAAGCCGCUAGUACCAAUCAGUAAAGCUGGAGAUCUUCUGGCACACAUCCUCAACCUGCUCUCCCAAGAAAUGAGCCAUAAGAAGGUGGGAGUCAUGUGGAGGGAGGCCGGUCUAAGCUGGAAGGACUUCCUAGCAGAGGAUGAAGACCUCAAUAAGUUUGUGACUGAAAAGGAAGUGGAGUAUACUCUGGGUGAGGAGUGUGUGAAGACCAGUAGCAGUAGGAAAGCUGUCAGCCCAAAUGAGCUUUCCAAACAGCUUGAUCAACUGCUGGAAGACAAAGCAGACAACGAGCGUGUAUCUGACUGGGUGGAGGCGAACCUGGACGAAUACCAAGCAGCAUCCGACACCUUCGUAAGAGCACUGAUGACCUCCAUCUGCCAGGCAGCCAUCAUCUGUGAGAAUCCAUAUAAAGUAGAUUCUAAAGAGAUUUCCCAGAGGGCCAAGCUGCUGCAGCGCUAUAUUAAGGACGAACACAAGGAGCUCCAGGCUCUUUAUGCCCUUCAGAGCCUAAUGGUACAAAUGGAGCAGCCACCCAAUUUAUUGCGGAUGUUUUUUGAUGUGCUCUAUGAUGAGGAUGUGAUUAAGGAAGAGGGAUUCUAUAAGUGGGAGUCCAGCAAAGACCCAGCCGAACAACAGGGCAAGGGUGUCGCGCUCAAGUCUGUCACUGCCUUCUUCACCUGGCUACGGGAAGCCGAGGAUGAAUCGGACAACAGCUAGAUUUCUGGCAGUGCUCAGAAAGCAUUUCUGAGUAGGAAAGUGAAUCAUCCUAAGAGGAAUAAAGUAUUUGAAAAGAGGAUGUUAAAGAGCGAUUCUGCUUUGAAUUGCAAUAUCAGCCGUCUUUUUUGUUUGUUUGGGGUUUUUUUUUGGUUGUUUUAUGCUACAGAAUGUUGUUUGAACUGAAACAAUAAUACAAUUUCAAGAGAGAGGAUAAGAAGCCUUAUAUGCUGCAGGAGGCCUUGUUCCGUUUAGCUGUUCUAAUUUCUACAUAAACUUCCUUCUUUUGCCAUGGGGGACACCUUUGACAUCUCCCUGACUUAACUCCACAAAGUCACUAAAUGAUGUCACAACAGCGGUAGAGGACUCUCUCUCCACCCUGAUUAUUGAAAGCUGCUCAGUUUGUUUUUAAAUUAUCCUCACGCAUUGCAUUGGACACUCAUCAUGGCCGAAUGGGUGGUGUGUGGUACACAGAAACACUUGCACAGGGGAGAAGUAGCUGUUGUGGUUUCAGUUUCUUCUCUGCUUUUUCCCCCCGUGUUAAAUGAAGUGUGGUGUGGAAUGUUUUCUCUAAGCACCCCCCCCUCCUAAAUUUUUUUUUUUUUCCCGUUUGACUACAGUAAAAAAAAAAAAAAAAAAAAAAAA